Molecule: messenger RNA, 4313 nt
Organism: Dufourea novaeangliae
Lineage: Eukaryota; Metazoa; Arthropoda; Insecta; Hymenoptera; Halictidae
Gene: Edem2
Product: ER degradation-enhancing alpha-mannosidase-like protein 3
Exons: 18
Coding region: 112-4194 (1360 amino acids)
Biological process (GO): mannose trimming involved in glycoprotein ERAD pathway; carbohydrate metabolic process; endoplasmic reticulum mannose trimming
Cellular component (GO): membrane; endoplasmic reticulum
Molecular function (GO): calcium ion binding; mannosyl-oligosaccharide 1,2-alpha-mannosidase activity
Source: RefSeq, a predicted model, not a curated record
UAAAAACCAAUAAAACCAUUUAAAUCAAGAAAAUCUAUGAAGGACCAUGUGUGCUAUUAUAAGUGCAAGAUCUUGACAUCAAGAGGAACGCAUUUUCCAGUAUAAAAAAAGAUGGCUUGUGGUUCUUUAAUCUGGAGGUUACUUAUGUUUGGAUGCAGCAUACAAGUAUUGUUAGCUGCAUCCAAAGAUGAUCCAUUGGAAUAUAUGAGCAAGGAAGAACGAGAUUCAUUAAAGGAAGAAGCCAGAGAUAUGUUCUAUCAUGCAUACAAUGCUUACAUGGAUAAUGCAUAUCCUGCUGAUGAAUUGAUGCCGUUGAGUUGUAAGGGACGAUACAGAGGAUCAGAACCAAAUAGAGGUGACAUAGAUUCCACAUUGGGAAAUUUUUCACUUACAUUGGUGGAUACAUUAGACACACUUGUGGUGUUGGGAGAUUUAGAAGAAUUUGAAAAUGCAGUUAAAGUUGUUGCCAGAGAUGUUAGUUUUGACACGGAUGUUAUUGUUUCUUUGUUCGAGACUAAUAUUAGAAUGCUUGGAGGUCUUCUAAGUGGCCACAUACUAGCAGAAUAUUUGCAACAAAGAGCCGAUAUAAUGCCAUGGUAUCGAGGUGAACUUUUAAAUUUAGCAAAAGAUUUAGGAUACAGAUUUUUACCUGCAUUCAACACAACAACAGGAAUACCAUAUGGCAGAAUAAACUUGAAAUAUGGUAUGAAAGGCGUACCUCUGGAAGUGUCAAGAGAAACAUGUACAGCCUGUGCGGGUAGCAUGAUUUUAGAAAUGGCAGCAUUGUCAAGGUUAACAGGAGAAUCAAUUUUCGAGGAGAAAGCACAAAAAGCAAUGGAUGUUUUAUGGAGAAUGCGUCACCGCGGCACUGAUUUAAUGGGUUCUGUAUUAAAUGUACAUUCUGGUGAUUGGGUACGAAGAGAUUCUGGAGUUGGAGCAGGCAUAGAUUCUUACUAUGAAUAUUGUCUUAAAGCAUAUAUUUUAUUAGGCGAUGAAAAGUAUUUGGGGCGGUUUAAUAAACACUAUCAAGCCGUAAUGAAGUAUGUAAGUCAAGGGCCGAUGUUGUUAGAUGUACAUAUGCACAGACCAAAUACAAACUCCAAAAAUUUCAUGGAUGCUUUGUUAGCUUUCUGGCCUGGUUUGCAGGUAUUGAAAGGCGACAUUAAACCUGCUGUUGAAACACAUGAAAUGCUGUAUCAAGUUAUGCAAAGGCAUAAUUUUAUACCAGAAGCAUUUACUACUGAUUUUCAGGUGCACUGGGGACAUCAUCCAUUAAGACCCGAGUUUCUAGAGUCGACAUACUUCCUGUAUCGUGCUACGGGUGAUCAUUAUUAUUUAGGAGUUGGACGUAAAGUACUGAAAAGUCUGCAAACUUACGCCAGAGUACCGUGCGGUUAUGCAGCUGUGUCGGAUGUUAGAACCAAUAAACAUGAUGAUACAAUGGAUAGUUUUGUAUUGUCAGAAACAUUCAAAUAUUUAUUUUUGUUAUUCGCGGAACCAGGCGAGUUGGUUUUAGAUUUGGAUGAAUUUAUUUUUACAACCGAGGGACAUCUAUUGCCAUUAACGCUUGCUUCCGUAAGAACUAAUGUUUCUUCACAAGAUUUUGAACGCGAUAUGGUGCACGUGGACGAAAUGGAUCGCACUUGUCCUAAUUCUCUACAUUUAUUUCCUGCAUCGGUGCGUUUACCUUUGCGAAAUAUGGUUGAAGAUGUAUGCCCAAGACGGGCAAUGAAAAGAAGGUUAAGUGCUGCACAAUUUCAGGCCAACAGCUUAGAGCAUUUGAAGCUGUUGAGUGAUAUGGGAAUAACAACAUUAACCUUAGCAGAUGGACGAGUUCAACUUUUACAUACCUUUUCUAACGCAAAAACACCACAAGACUCAGAAGAAGGUUUAUUAUUCAUGCAAGAAAUGGUAGAAAUAAGCAAACUGCAGUCCCAACAAGUGGAAACGAAACCGCAAGCAGUUACGUUCGUGAACCCAAAUACGAAUCCACCUCAAAAAAUUAUGUUAUUUGCCGGACCAGCACAUUUUGGUCCUGAAUUGCAAGGGUCGCAUAAAAUAACUGGGAAAGUUAUUUCUACAUAUCCACCUGCUGCCUGCACUGAUCUGCUUAACGUAGAGAAACUCGCAGGAAAGAUAGCAAUAAUGAAUCGUGGUAGUUGUAUGUUUAUAGAAAAGGCAAGGCGAAUUCAGCAGGCUGGUGCCAUUGCUGGAAUAGUACUAGAUAAUGUUGAAGGUUCUAACGCUGCAACGUCGCCUAUGUUUGCAAUGUCAGGGGAUGGAAAAGAAGUGGAUGAUGUAACUAUUCCAGUGGUAUUCUUGUUCAGCGUUGAAGCUUCGGAAUUACUAAAAGCUAUUGCAGCUGCUAAUGGUGAUCUCACAGUUACUCUUGGCACCUUCUAUCCAAAUGAAGAUGUUCAACUAAAAGCACCCACUGAUUUAUCAAUGUUCGAAAGAUUGAAGGGAUCAUUAAAAUCUUUCCUUACACAGCAAAUAACACCACAGACACCUGGAAGCAGUGGGUUAAAUUUGGAAAUGAUAUCCAAGCUCAAACACGAAGAAGAUGAAAAGGAUAUAGUCUAUUCUUCUGAUCUACGAGCAGAAAUUGUAAACGAUUGGCUUGGUGGAGAAGUAAAAAUCACGUCGUCAUACAAACAUACUCGUCUUGCGAAGAGUUCAGACGAUAGCACGACGUUAGUUGAAAAACAAUGGCGUCAAUUGAGAGAAGUCUUUGCCAACCAGAUAUAUACGGAUGGAAAUCAAAAUGCAGGCUUACAAAUUAGAAGUUUCAUAUUAGAAAGCUAUUGCAAUUGGAUACUACAGGCACGAGGUGGAACAGAUGUUUUAUUAAACAUGUCCUUAAAAAGUAAAGUUUUUUGGUUUUUAGAAGAAUUGGCUCAAGUUGCACCGAAUUCGUCCAUUAUAAAAAUGGACCAAUUGAUGAAAUCUAAUAGACAAAAGAUAUUAAAACAAUAUUUACUUGCAAAGAUGGAACGUAUGGUAUUGCAUAUGAACAGUCUCAGACCGACGCUGGUAUGGACAAAGUAUGGGCUUCCAAAUUCUGAACAGUUACUUCAGUUGACACAACUCAGUAUAGCGCAAGAUGGCGAUUACAAAUUUCUGAGACAGUUAUUGCCGGGUAUUUUUGACACGGAAGAUGAAAGUACGAAUAAGCGUCUUUUCGUGAUAGAUCAUUUUAGUAGAGAAAUGCAUAAAGAAUAUCUCGAAAUGUUAACUAAUAUACAGGAAAAAUAUUUGGAGAAAUCAAUAAUGGAACAUAAAAAUUCGUACCAUGAUGUAGUAAUUAAUAAUUGGCAAAGAGAUUUAAAGAAUUUUGAAAAACUGGACAUACUGAAGAAAAUUAUAGAACACGAUGCUACCAUUGAAGAAUUCAUAGCUGAUAGUACCGAAAGUAGUAAAAUGGAAACGAAAUUCAAAGAUGUUGCUAAAAUAUCUAAGAAACAUGAGGCUAUUGAGGUUGAAAAAUUAGAAGAUUUAAAAUAUUUUAUAAUAGCAGAAAUAGAAAAGGCUGACAAAAUUUCUGAACAAAAUAAUAUUCGAAAAUAUAAGGAUCACGUUAAAAAGUAUAAAAAACAUAUUGAUGUUUCAAAAGAUGCCGCAGAUAAUACAGGCAAAGAAGUAAUUAAUCCAAAUAAUGUCGUUUUAAAUGCUUCUUUGCAAAGUCAAAGUGAUACCGAAGAAUUGGAAGAGAGAAGAAAAUAUAUGGAGCUCCUGGAACAUUUUACUAAAAUUACAAAUUCUUUGGAAAAUAUACAAUCAAAUAACUUAGAUUUUUUAGAAAGUGUUAUCAACAACAAUAGCGCUGAAAAACAAGUGUAUGAAGAAUCUUCAUUAAACAAUGGCGCCGAUUUUCAGUUAAUCGGCACACAAAUAACUGCAUCAAAUGUAAAAACGAUAGUAAAAGAUAGAGAAGAUAUGACGUUAGAAAAGGUCGAAGAUGAAAGCACCCGCGUGCAUGAUAAUCAGAAAAAUAAAAUAGAUAUUGAGCAUUCCGUUAAUUUUAACGCGAACGAUAAUAAAAUUAUGUCCUCCAACUUACCUACAGAAUUAAAUGACAAUGUACGAACAACUGAAGAGGAGAAAAACAAACAUUCUGUUCAUAAUAAACAAGAGUCACUAAGUUCUUCACAUGUACAGGAAUACGGAAGUAAACAUAUCGAUGAUGAACUAUAAUAAAAGCUUGAAGUUUUAGGAUGAAUUAUAAAUAUUAAAAAAGAAAUGGAUAGAUUUCUAAAUGUUACAAGCCUGGCAAUCCUUACCACACAGCAUUUGAUAUUUUUGCACUAAAACUC